GCCAAGUUUAUAAAGGAAAAGAAAAUAAGAGUGAAGAAAAAAAACAUAUGAUGAUGAAUCAAGGUAGCUAAAGAGGAUGAUGAGUGCAGGAGAUAACGGUCAACUGUCGGUUCCACCAGGUUUUCGGUUUCACCCAACGGAUGAGGAGUUGCUCUACUAUUACUUGCGAAAGAAGGUAUCAUACGAGGCGAUUGAUCUUGAUGUUAUUAGAGAAGUAGACCUCAACAAACUGGAGCCAUGGGACUUAAAAGAUAAGUGUAGAAUCGGGUCGGGUUCGCAACACGAAUGGUACUUCUUUAGCCACAAGGACAAAAAGUAUCCGACUGGAACACGAACAAACCGCGCCACGGCUGCUGGAUUUUGGAAAGCAACCGGGCGAGACAAGGCCAUCCAUCUCCAUAGCAAUUCCAAGAGAAUCGGGUUGCGAAAGACCCUGGUAUUUUACACCGGACGGGCCCCUCAUGGCCAGAAGACCGAUUGGAUCAUGCACGAGUAUCGGUUAGAUGAUGAAUAUACCAAUGUCGCGACACCAUCAGAGAUAGAGGUCCAGGAAGAUGGUUGGGUCGUAUGUCGCGUAUUCAAGAAAAAGAACCAUAAUCGAAGCCCGUUUCAAGCAGACGAUCAUCAAGAUCAUACUCUUUACGCCGAAGAAGAGCAUCAUCACUUUGUUGAUCAAGAAAUGAACAAGCAUGGAAAUGGUAUGCAAACUUUACAUAGCUACAAUUGCAACAUUAGUAGCAAUCCACCACUAUUUGAUGGUUCCAUGCAUCUUCCUCAGUUGUUAACUUCCCCUCAUGAACACAUCCCAUAUUUUCCAUCACAACAUCAAACCCGCCAUAUCGCCAACAACAACAACGAGACGGGUACUAUGAUGGUAAACGACAUGGAUUGUUCCAAGAACUUGUUGAGCUUAAUGUCAAUGAGUCACAGUGGUCGUGAUCAGUCACAAGACAAGCCGUUUUUCGCGACUAGUAAUGUGACCGCGGAUUGGUCUUUCUUGGACAAGCUUCUAGCUUCAAACCAACAUCAUCCUGGGCUAACCUUUGAUCAUCACAAUCAACAAGGAGCAUGUAAUGAUCCUUCAUCUUCACAACACUAUCAUCCUCCUGAUGUGGGCCCACCAUCUAAUAUAUUUCCUAUCCAUAAUUACCUUGGUUAUGAAACCGAUCUUUUGAAGUUCUCUAAGUAGAUCCAGGAGGAUGGAACGAAUCGUUAUAAAAUAUGGGAAUGAAUGUAGUGUAUUUCGUUCUUGUUCAUUACUUGAGCUCUUCAACUUAUAGCUAGGUAAUAUAAAUUUGUUGAGUUUUUCAAUCAUAGUGAUACAUAUGCAUCUAGUAAGUUUAAUAUUUGAUUUUUGUUUA
This is a messenger RNA of Helianthus annuus (common sunflower), 1361 nucleotides long. Its product is annotated as NAC domain-containing protein 76. Bases 77 to 1189 code for a protein of 370 amino acids. Gene Ontology annotation, biological process: regulation of DNA-templated transcription. The transcript is spliced from 4 exons. NCBI's taxonomy places the organism in Eukaryota, Viridiplantae, Streptophyta, Magnoliopsida, Asterales, Asteraceae. Gene Ontology annotation, molecular function: DNA binding. The record is from RefSeq and is a predicted model, not a curated record.